Capsaspora owczarzaki ATCC 30864 is the source of this 957-nucleotide messenger RNA. RefSeq lists its product as hypothetical. The transcript has a single exon. The record is from RefSeq and is a predicted model, not a curated record. NCBI's taxonomy places the organism in Eukaryota, Filasterea, Ministeriida, Capsasporidae. The coding region runs from base 5 to 865 and encodes 286 amino acids.
CCCGAUGAUUGGCUUGUUUCCCAACCGUCACACACGCGGCCAAGAGGACGAGAAGGACGUCGAUGAGAACGACGAGAACCAGAAUGAUGAUGAUGACGACGACGACGAGAAUGACGACGACGACGACGAAGUCAAACGCAUUAGAUCGAGAAUUCGAAACCACAUGGCUUCUGAUCGAAAAUCCAACCUUUUGUCCUCUCCAGGGGAGGACUGGGUCUUCAUGUGCCCAGAAUACAUUUUGGACCUCGCUAAGACAAAUGUCAAUUGUCCCUACUGCACCCGACGCAUCAAGCCAGCUAACGUUUCACUCGAUCGUGUAAACAACAAGCUGGGUCAUGUUCCUACGAAUCUCGUUCUCUGCUGCGGCCCAUGCAACAUCGCUCGCUCUGACUUCUUUUCCGUCACCGAAUUUAUGGCUGUUUGCGCCCUGGUUCUUGCAAUGCGGACCGAGCCGAAGGCGUCUUCCCAUUCUAUCGCUGUCAAGGAGCCUCCUCAAGUGCUGUCCAAAUUGCCAAAGCUCCAAUCGUAUGAAGCGAUCAAAAAAGCCAAAAUAGCUGAAAGAAGCGAUAAGAUUCGUUUUGGCUUGAUGAAAAAGCUGGUCAUUGACAGGACGUGUCGAAAACAAGAAGUUCUCGACAUAGCUAAGACUUGUGUCGAAGAGUUUGCUUUCGAUGAAGAUUGGAUUGAAACAUCCUUCAAGAUGGGUACGGGACACAAGGAAGUAGUCGCAGAUUGUGUUGCGGCGUGGGCACAUUCGAUAGAAUUCGACAAGAUUCAAUAUGAGUUAUAUCGCUUGCGUAUUAGUGAGAGUGAAGAUGAUGAGUUACAUCGCUUGCAUGUUAGUGAGAGUGAGGAUGAUGAAUAAGUGCGGCAAAUUGCCAAUGGAUCAGUGUAUUAAAAGUCGACAUCCUAUGGUCCAAAUCUUUCCGCUGACCCCAUGAAUAUAGCACAUGAGCC